Molecule: messenger RNA, 2040 nt
Organism: Exophiala spinifera
Lineage: Eukaryota; Fungi; Ascomycota; Eurotiomycetes; Chaetothyriales; Herpotrichiellaceae
Product: 2-isopropylmalate synthase
Exons: 4
Coding region: 1-2040 (679 amino acids)
Biological process (GO): L-leucine biosynthetic process
Cellular component (GO): mitochondrion
Molecular function (GO): 2-isopropylmalate synthase activity
Source: RefSeq, a predicted model, not a curated record
AUGCCCAUGCUUCGAGAACCAUGGAAGAAAUAUCGCAAGUUCAAACCUCUUGACCUGCCGAACCGCCAAUGGCCUUCGAGAACGAUUGAUGCUCCUCCAAGAUGGCUGGCCACGGAUCUAAGAGAUGGAAACCAAAGUCUUGUUGACCCUAUGGAUGGCGAGCAAAAACUGCGCUUCUUCAAGAUGUUGGUUGAAUUGGGUUACAAGGAAAUCGAAGUUUCGUUCCCCUCUGCUUCACAGACCGACUUCGAUUUCACGAGACACUUGGUGGAAACACCCGACCUUGUCCCCGACGACGUGUGGCUACAGGUCUUGUCACCUUGUCGAGAAGACCUGAUCCGGCGUACCGUUGAAUCGCUUAGAGGAGCGAAGAAAGCAAUUCUACAUCUAUACCUCGCAACGAGCGAAUGCUUCAGGAGGAUAGUUUUCGGUAUGACAGAAGAUGAAAGCCUUGCUCUCGCGGUCAAGUGCGCGAAGUUCGCUCGAUCUAUCACCAAAGACGACCCAAGUCAUGCAGGUACGGAAUGGCUUUUCGAGUUCAGCCCUGAAACAUUCUCCGACACCUCUCCGGAAUAUGUCGUCAAGAUAUGUGAGGCUGUCAAGGAGGCCUGGGGUCCGACCGAAGAGUCGAAACUCAUAUUCAACCUGCCGGCGACCGUCGAGAUGGCUACGCCCAACGUCUUCGCCGAUCAGAUCGAAUACUUUUGUACGCACAUGACCGACCGGGAAAAGAUUUGUGUUUCUGUUCACUGUCACAACGACCGGGGUUGUGCAGUGGCUGCCUCGGAACUCUCUCAGAUGGCUGGAGCCGACAGAGUGGAAGGCACAUUGUUUGGGAACGGGGAGCGGACCGGGAAUGUGGAUCUUGUCACUCUAGCCUUGAAUCUUUAUACCCAGGGCAUAUGGCCCAAUGUCGACUUCAGCGACAUCCAAAAAGUCAUUCGAGUCUGCGAGGAAUCGACCAAGAUCCCAGUCAACGAACGAUGGCCAUAUGGCGGGCAGUUGGUUGUUUGUGCCUUCAGCGGGUCACACCAGGACGCCAUCAAAAAAGGGUUCAACGAACGGAAGCAGUUGGGAUCCACACACGAGUCUCGUUGGGAAGUGCCAUAUCUCCCUCUAGAUCCCCAAGAUAUCGGACGUACAUACGAGGCCGUCAUUCGUGUCAAUUCACAAUCCGGAAAAGGCGGGGUUGCCUGGGUUAUCCAGAGAAGCCUCGAACUUGAUCUACCUCGAGGGUUGCAAAUUGCCUUCAGCAAGAUUGUGCAGAAAGAAGCGGACGCGAAGGGCCGAGAAUUGCUCCCACGGGAAAUCCAAGCACUGUUCGAAGAUUCAUAUCAUCUCAAGCGGAACCCGCGGUUUACCCUGGUUGACUACAAUAUUACAGCAGUAAGAGCGGCAUCUCCAGAGCUGCCCAGCAAGUCAUCAGUCGGCCAACCUCCUCAGUCAGUGGCACCGGCUCAGAACACGUCAACGGCGAAACGACAGUUUGCUGGUGUGAUUGCCAUUGACGGCGUUCAGCACCCGGUGGUUGGUGUUGGGAACGGCGCUCUCUCCUCCCUGGCCAAUGCACUCCAUUCCUUGGGUAUCGACCUCGACGUUGCUGAUUACAAGGAACACGCCAUUGGUGAAGGCCGUGACGUGAAAGCCGCUACAUACAUAGAGUGUACGGCAAGCAGCUCUCACGAGAAAGUGUGGGGUGUAGGGAUUCACGAGGACGUGGUGCAAGCGUCCUUGAUUGCAAUGUUGAGCGCUGCCAGCUCAUUCCUCACAUCUCGAGUUUCAACGCCAGUCCCUUUCCGACCUAAACAUCUGCGAGAGUUUUCUGAGGCCGAGUUGGAAGCUCUUGAACGCUUGAAUUUGAACAACACAGACAGUGCCAGCAGCCCGCUGAGGUCAUCUAUCACGCUCGAGCGACCAGCUACGCCCUCCAAAUUGAAUAUGUCAACGGCGGAUGCCGGCAGUGUACCGGCACAAAAAGUAGACAUUGACUUGUUGGAAAAGAAGGCCGAGCUCAAUGGUCACGCCGCUGACCAGGCGUAA